Messenger RNA from Andrographis paniculata, 1812 nucleotides. Its product is annotated as probable inactive receptor kinase At2g26730. Lineage: Eukaryota; Viridiplantae; Streptophyta; Magnoliopsida; Lamiales; Acanthaceae. Bases 1 to 1812 code for a protein of 603 amino acids. Gene Ontology annotation, biological process: protein phosphorylation. The transcript is spliced from 2 exons. Gene Ontology annotation, molecular function: protein binding; ATP binding; protein kinase activity. The record is from RefSeq and is a predicted model, not a curated record.
AUGCCGGCGUCGAUGAUCCUGACAGCCGUGCUGCUCCUAGCGGCAUCCGUCGCCGCCACCGGAGAGUCGCCGGAAGUAAGGGAUGCGCUUGUGCAGUUCAUGGCGAAGCUGUCGCCGGGAGAUAAUCGAAUUAGAGGCGUAAAUUGGGGGUGGAAUUCCAGCUCGGACCCCUGUUUCAAUGCAUGGACAGGGGUCACGUGCUAUAGCGACUCGAAAACGGUAAAAAAGAUCGUCCUCGAGGGGCUAAACCUGACAGGGAAGAUCGACGCCGCCUCGUUGUGCGUCGCGAAAGGUCUCGUGGUUUUUAGCGUCAAUGAGAACGACAUCGCGGGUGGGCUGCCCGAAGAGAUGUCGAAUUGCAGCCGGCUGACGCAUAUUUAUCUUCACCGGAACCGGCUGUCGGGCAGCCUGCCUGGAUCCCUUUCGAGGAUGGGCAAUCUGAAGAGGAUCGUCGUUUCGGACAAUGACUUCUCGGGGGACAUCCCGAACAUCGCUAGGAUCUCCGGGUUGUUGUCUUUCUUAGCCGAGAAUAAUCGCCUCACCGGAGGUGUCCCAAGCGUCGACUUCUCUAACAUGGAAGAGUUCAAUGUUUCGAACAACAAUCUGAUCGGGAGAAUCCCCGACGAUGUAGGGUCGUUUAACGAAUCGAGCUUUUCGGGGAAUUUAGGAUUGUGUGGCGUCCCAUUGUCGAACAUUUGUCCUCCUUCGCCGCCUCCGCCUAAAGGGAAAUCUCGGUCGAAGGACUAUUUUAUAUACUCCGGGUACGCGUUGAUUGGCUUGAUCAUAGUCGUUUUGAUCAUCGUCAAAUUGAUUAAGAAUCGUAAGGCUAGCGGGAACAAAGUCGGGGCGAAGGAUGGAGUUCACACGGAUCGAUCUCGGGACAAGAUGAGUACCACAUCGAGUGGGUCGAAGGGCAAUAGAUCGGAGUUUUCUAUUACAUCGACCGAGGAAAGUGUAAGAGGUUCGAAUUCGCUCAUAGUGCUUUCAACUCCGGUGUUUGGCAACGGGCUGAAGUUCGAGGAGCUGCUGCAGUCGCCAGCCGAGUUGUUGGGGCGUAAUCGACAUGGGACGCUCUACAAGGUCAUGCUCAACGACCGGGUGCCUCUAGUCGUGAAGAGAAGACGGGAUUGGGACAUCUCGAAAGAUGAUUUCAAGACAAGGAUUGAGAAGAUCGAUCGAGUUAGGCAUCCGAAUGUGUUGCCCGUCAUCGCAUUUUACUGCUCACGGCACGAGAAACUCGUGAUCUACGAGUUCCAAGAGAACAGUAGCCUCGCGAAGCUCCUUCAAGGAUCUCAUAACGGCGAAUCCUUCGAUUGGGGAAGCCGGCUAAACAUUGCGGCCAAGAUCUCCACGGCUUUAGCCUUCAUGCACGAUGGCUUGAAAGAUGCCGGGAUUGCACAUGGGAACCUAAAAUCCUCGAACAUUCUAUUUAGUAGCACGAUGGAGCCUCUAAUAAGCGAGUAUGGUCUAGCUGAGGCCGAAUGUCAUGACCAAUCAAUUUUAGACAAUAAUCCCUUUAGGAAGGAUGUCUUAAACUUUGGAAUCCUUGUACUCGAGCUCUUAACGGGCAAAGUAGUUGAGAGCAACGGGAUAGAGCUAGCCAGGUCGGUGAAGUCGGCGAUAAUGGAGGAGUGGACCGUGGAAGUGUUCGACAAGGUGCUCGUGCCGGGAGGUGCGAGUGAGGAGAGAAUGUUGAAUUUGUUGCAAGUUGGGCUAACAUGUGUCAAUGGAUCAUUGAAAAUGAGAGAAGUAGCUACAAUGAUAAGCUCUAUUAAAGAACACGAAGAACAAUCUUCGAGUUUUACCUCCUAA